GUGAGCCUUAUAGUGCGGAAAAUACGGUAAUGUUAUUGAUAUAAUACCGUAAAAGCAGGUGCUCUUGGUUAUCAGCCUGAUCAAUGUUACAUAAUAAUAAACCCAUCAUGGUGAUUUUAGCUCAUCGUGGUGGGAAUAAUGUUAGUGGCAUAAAUAUUAAUAAUUAUUAUUAGAGCUGAUUAAAUCAUUUCAGGAUCGAUGGCGGUUAGUUUACAUGUUUCAAUAAAUGAAACACAAAGGAAUAAUUGUUGGGUGAUUAAUUCAGCUUUCAUCUGGGAAAUAAUUGUCACAUCAAUGCAGAUUAAAUUGACAAUAUGCCUGGAAAUCAUUAUUAGUAAUAGUCAAUGGUCACGACAUUGAUAAUUCUAGAGCUGUGCCGAUCGAUCGGCCACAGAUCAUAAUCGGCAGAUUUCUGUGAAAAAGUGUGUGAUCGGUGAUCGCCGAUCACCAAAACCGAUCAGCCGUAUCUCACUUCUCAGCCUGCAGCUGGUCUCCUCUUUCCUUCUCGCUGCCCAGGCGCGCAGCAACAAACCCCAAGCGAUGUGGUGGCAAACUUUAACGCUCAGAGUGAACGGGAACGUUUGCGUGUUGCUAUGGAGAAACCAGCACUAAGCGGAGUAUGGCUACACCCAGGCUCAGUCAGGAGGAAAAAGACGUCUGGAGCGAUCAGUCAGCAGGAUUCCUUCUGGCUGCUGCUCUCCAACAUCCUUCAGAGGUCAGGGGUCAUUUCCUCUGAGACCAUCUGCCAGUCGACGGGAGGGAACAGGGAGCUGGUGGCGGUAGGCCUUUGGCAGAGCGGUUACCAUGGCGACUUGACAUCAGGAGGGUCCGGUGGCUCCGGUUCCAACCCGCUGCUGGCGCUGGGCUGGCUGCUGGCCCAGGGGGUUCUGGAGAAGCUGCUGGCGGGUCAGGUCGCCGAGCUGGACCGCACGCUGUUGGACACCGGCCCGGCAACGACCAGAACCAGAACUUUAAAACCCGCCGGGCCGGACAGCGUCUCGCUGAGGACGCUGCAGUGGCUGAUGGGACGUCUGAGGCACCAGGGACGGACGCUGCUGUCCACCGCGGGAGGACGGACGCGAGCGCUGCACGACGUACUUUCCACCAGCCAGGUUUGCUCUCCGGCUCCCCCUGCUGGCCAAAGCUCUGCGGCGCUGACAGAGGACAGCGUGUGCAUCCAGCAGCUCUGUGACGUCCUGGAGGCGUACCUGAGUUGGAGACGGGUCGAGGACGUCUUCUGGACCUGGAUGGACAGCGUGGCAGACCGUCGUCACGCCGGUCCCCACGCCGCCACGUCCUUAAGGGGACUGGGGAUGUGUCACCAUGGCAACCAGGGGCCUGCCCAGUUGGAGCAGUUGCUGAUGAGAUUGCCCAUCACGCAGGAAACCGAGAGUCUCCGAGGUCAGAGGUCAGAGGACAAUCCGGCCUGCAGGUCUCCUGUCUUCUCUGUUCCCUCCAUCCGUCAGGUGUGGCGUCCCCGGCUGCAGACGGGGGCCCGAGGGCCGCCUGCAGCCCCCCCGGCUUUAGAGCGCCUCCUGCAGGCGGAGCAGCUGCUGCUGCGGCACGAAGCGGCGCGGCGCCUGGCCAACAGGAAGCGGCUGCGGCUGCUGAUGCGGCAGCUGCGGCGGCGGGUCUUCGUCCCGCUGUAGGGGAGGAGCUGUUGGUGUUGAUGGAGAGUGGAGCGGCGUUUGGAUCAGAACCGAUUCCUCUGCUGGUCAGAAACCUCAACGUAUCGAUACGUCAACUGGUCUUCUGGUGCCGUGGCGAUCACCAUGAGAACUGAACUGCAUCCAUUUUGAUGUGAUUCUGAUGUCAAACCCAGAAAACAGGACUUUACUCCAGAAAUGUUCGGUUCUGGUUGGAUUCUGGGAAACUACGACUGACUGCGGGUCACUGCUGGAGAAGCGGGAUCCCAGCAUGACUGUGGAAAGCUGAGUGGAGGGAAGAAGUUUGGUAGAUGGAGGUUCUGAAUGUUUUGAACAGAAAUAAAUAUUUCAACUGGGGAGGAAU
Molecule: messenger RNA, 2010 nt
Organism: Xiphophorus couchianus (Monterrey platyfish)
Lineage: Eukaryota; Metazoa; Chordata; Actinopteri; Cyprinodontiformes; Poeciliidae
Gene: tedc1
Product: tubulin epsilon and delta complex 1
Exons: 7
Coding region: 594-1649 (351 amino acids)
Source: RefSeq, a predicted model, not a curated record